GGUCGAGCGAACUAAAUCUGUUUUUGGAUGAGUUUUGGUAUGUCAGCCGCGUCACACGCCGAAUGUCAUUGGAUUUAUAAAUACAAUCAGCUCCAGAAAUAGGUGGCUACAGGUUUUCCAGGCGUCCCGACCUAAAAUAAAGCAGCCUGGAUUCGUUAACAAUAUAAUUGUCUCCACUUGGGACGUGCAACGGACUGUGAGCGUAAGAACAUUUGUGUGCUUUCUGUAAACUAAAUAGUGGCCAUGGAUGAUGAGGAUGUACAACAGUUUUCUUUGCGCUGGCACAAUCAUCAGGUAGAACAGUUUGAUAGGAGCCCUAGGUCGUAUGUUGAGCAGUGGGAUCCUGACUGACGUCACAUUGAGUGCUAGUGGGACAUCCGUGAAGGCACACAAACUUGUUCUCGCUUCUUGCAGCCAGUAUUUCGCUCAGCUGUUUAAGGAAGUGGAAGCGGAGAACAACACGCUGGUGGUAGUCCUGAGCUGUGACGCGACGGAGUUACGACUGCUGCUGACCUUCAUGUACACAGGGGAGGUGACUGCUUCCAAGAGCAUCUUACCCUCGCUGCUCCGACUGGCUCAGACCUUGAAGGUGUCGGGACUCACUGAUGCUGAUACGAACUCAACCCUAACACCGACAGAGCCCGAAAUCCAAGAAGAAUUCAACCCCCCCGUGAAACUAGAAACGAAGACCGAAGCCCAACCCCCCCUCAUCAUCAACGACAACUCCAGCUCCAGUUCCAAGCUCAACUACGAUGAAAUACUAUCCCCAACGAUCGAGAAAGACGGCCAUUUUGUUAACGACUUCAUAGUAAAAACCGAGAAGGAUCGACUGAGCAAAUUAGACCAGAUUGUGCAGAAUUUGUAUAGCACCCACAAGAUUGGCAACCCUCCUGCUGCGACUUUGGUUAAUUCUGGUGUUACAGAGCAACAAGAUCCCUACGACAGAAAAUGGCGCAUGAACAGCUCAAUCUGCACGAUAUGCAACAAGCGUCUAUCCAACCAGUACAACUUGCGCGUGCACAUGGAGACGCACGCGGGGCGGCGCCACGCCUGCCGCGCCUGCUCGCACGUGUCACGGUCCCGGGAUGCGCUGAGAAAGCACGUCGCUUACCGACAUGCGCCGCCGCAGCAUAGGCCCGGGAGAGACUUGUCCACUAUCUAGGACGGGUCAUAAUACAAGGUGGAUACGACUUUUGGAAUAAGGUAUAAGGUACUUAUGAGGCCAAAGUUGUUU
Messenger RNA from Helicoverpa armigera (cotton bollworm), 1234 nucleotides. RefSeq names its product longitudinals lacking protein, isoforms H/M/V. The record is from RefSeq and is a predicted model, not a curated record. Lineage: Eukaryota; Metazoa; Arthropoda; Insecta; Lepidoptera; Noctuidae. The coding region runs from base 326 to 1162 and encodes 278 amino acids. The transcript is spliced from 5 exons. Gene Ontology annotation, cellular component: nucleus. Gene Ontology annotation, molecular function: protein binding. Gene Ontology annotation, biological process: regulation of transcription by RNA polymerase II.